GGUUGCAGUUGACGUUUUGAUAUAAUAUUAAUAUGUUUGCUGCUGCCACCAAGAGCUUUGUCAAGCAAGUUGGAGAUGGAGGGAGAUUAGUUCCUGUUCCAAGCCUCAGUGAAGCUGACAAAUACCAGCCCCUAAGUCUGGUGGUGAAAAAGAAGCGAUGCUUUCUGUUUCCUAGAUAUAAAUUUACCUCAACACCUUUUACAUUGAAAGAUAUUCUCAUAGGGGACAGAGAAAUUUCAGCUGGGAUUUCAUCUUAUCAGUUACUGAAUUAUGAAGAUGAGUCAGAUGUUUCACUUUAUGGAAGGCGAGGCAACCAUAUUGUGAAUGAUGUGGGGAUUAAUGUUACUGGAUCAGAUUCUAUUGCAGUCAAAGCUUCAUUUGGUGUAGUAACCAAACAUGAAGUGGAAGUAUCAACAUUGCUCAAGGAAAUUACAACACGGAAAAUUAAUUGUGAUCACAGCUUAAUACGUCAGUCAAGGAGCAGCCGAAAGGCAGUACUGUGUGUGGUCAUGGAAAGUAUCCGAACCACACGGCAGUGCUCACUAUCUGUGCAUGCUGGAAUUCGUGGGGAAUCAAUGCGGUUUCAUUUUAUGGAUGAACAGAAUCCCAGAGGAAGAGACAAAGCUAUUGUUUUUCCAGCACACACAACCAUAGCUUUCAGUGUUUUUGAACUCUUCAUUUACCUGGAUGGUGUCUUUGACCUUUGUGUCACUUCAGUGUCAAAAGGAGGAUUUGAAAGGGAAGAAACGGCAACAUUUGCACUGCUCUACAGAUUGAGAAAUAUCCUAUUUGAAAGAAAUAGAAGAGUGAUGGAUAUCAUUUCCCGGUCACAACUUUACUUAGAUGAUCUUGUUUCUGACUUCUAUGACAAAUCUCUAAGUAUGACUGAUAUUUCACUCAAAGAAGGGACUCAUAUUCGAGUCAACUUGCUCAACCACAACAUUCCAAAAGGGCCUUGCAUACUCUGUGGAAUGGGGAACUAUAAAAGGGAGACAGUUUAUGGGUGCUUUCAGUGUUCUGUUGAUGGACAGAAGUAUGUGAGACUUCACGCAGUUCCUUGCUUUGAUAUUUGGCACAAGAGAAUGAAAUAAAAUGAAAAAUGAAUAUACCUUGCUGGUGUUCUAGGUGCAAAUUGUGCCAUAACUUUUACAAAAUUAUCUUUAUUCUUUCUGAUGAAUU
Molecule: messenger RNA, 1179 nt
Organism: Chrysochloris asiatica (Cape golden mole)
Lineage: Eukaryota; Metazoa; Chordata; Mammalia; Afrosoricida; Chrysochloridae
Gene: PJVK
Product: deafness, autosomal recessive 59
Exons: 6
Coding region: 33-1091 (352 amino acids)
Biological process (GO): programmed cell death
Cellular component (GO): cytoplasm
Source: RefSeq, a predicted model, not a curated record